ACUGGGCUCUUUCUAGUGCCCACAGAGUAUCUAUAUAUAGCUGUGAGCCUGUGACCGAGGAGAAGAAAUAAGUCAGAACCUAGGCAGGUCGAUUGACAUAACACCCGAAUCCAAGUGAAACGAAAAACACUCAUCAUCAUGGAUUCAGUUGCAUUAAAUGGCAAAAGCAAUGAUAAGCCUCUUCACGUUGCCAUGCUCCCAUGGCUGGCCAUGGGUCACAUAUACCCUUACUUCGAAGUCGCCAAGAUUCUUGCUCAAAAGGGUCACUUUGUUACCUUCAUAAACAGCCCCAAAAACAUUGACCGCAUGCCCAAAACCCCGAAACACUUAGAACCAUUCAUCAAACUCGUGAAGCUACCCUUGCCAAAAAUAGAGCAUCUCCCAGAAGGCGCAGAGAGCACAAUGGACAUUCCGUCCAAAAAAAACUGUUUCCUCAAGAAAGCUUACGAGGGCCUACAAUACGCCGUUUCCAAGUUGCUGAAAACGUCAAACCCUGACUGGGUUUUGUAUGACUUCGCAGCUGCUUGGGUCAUACCAAUAGCCAAGAGCUACAACAUUCCUUGUGCUCACUACAACAUUACCCCAGCUUUCAACAAAGUCUUUUUCGAUCCACCAAAGGACAAAAUGAAGGAUUACUCGCUCGCAAGCAUAUGUGGUCCUCCCACGUGGCUUCCUUUCACCACAACGAUCCAUAUCAGGCCUUACGAGUUUUUGAGAGCAUACGAAGGUACCAAAGACGAGGAGACAGGUGAAAGGGCUUCUUUUGAUCUCAACAAGGCAUAUUCAAGCUGUGACCUUUUUCUUCUAAGAACCUCCAGAGAGCUUGAAGGAGACUGGUUGGAUUAUCUUGCUGGUAAUUACAAGGUUCCUGUGGUUCCAGUUGGGUUGCUUCCACCAUCCAUGCAGAUAAGGGACGUUGAAGAGGAAGACAAUAACCCUGAUUGGGUCAGAAUCAAGGAUUGGUUAGACACACAAGAGUCGUCAUCCGUGGUUUAUAUUGGGUUUGGGAGCGAGUUGAAGCUGAGUCAGGAGGACCUCACUGAGUUGGCACAUGGCAUUGAGCUUUCAAAUUUGCCUUUCUUUUGGGCAUUGAAGAACCUGAAAGAAGGUGUGCUUGAGUUGCCAGAAGGGUUUGAAGAAAGAACCAAGGAACGUGGCAUUGUUUGGAAGACUUGGGCACCCCAGCUUAAGAUCUUGGCUCAUGGAGCAAUUGGAGGGUGCAUGAGUCACUGUGGCUCUGGCUCUGUGAUUGAGAAGGUUCAUUUUGGGCACGUGCUUGUGACUCUGCCUUAUUUGCUUGACCAAUGUCUGUUUUCGAGGGUGCUGGAGGAAAAGCAAGUGGCUGUUGAGGUUCCAAGGAGCGAGAAAGAUGGGUCUUUUACUAGGGUCGAUGUGGCUAAGACAUUGAGAUUUGCGAUUGUGGAUGAGGAAGGGAGUGCUCUAAGAGAGAAUGCCAAGGAGAUGGGCAAGGUUUUCAGUUCCGAAGAACUUCAUAAUAAGUAUAUUCAAGAUUUCAUUGAUGCGCUUCAGAAGUAUAGGAUUCCUUCCGCUAGCUAAGCAGGAUUCAUGCUUUCCAUUUUUCCCCUUCUUCAUUAGCGUGCUUUUUUAUCCUGUAAUAAACAAGGUUAUUUCAACCCUGAUUUUAAAAAAUAAUUAGCAACCGCGAUUUUAGUUGGAAUGUCAAGUUAAGGUUUGUUCUUGUUUCUCUCUGUA
Messenger RNA from Glycine soja, 1713 nucleotides. RefSeq names its product soyasaponin III rhamnosyltransferase. Gene Ontology annotation, molecular function: UDP-glycosyltransferase activity. The record is from RefSeq and is a predicted model, not a curated record. NCBI's taxonomy places the organism in Eukaryota, Viridiplantae, Streptophyta, Magnoliopsida, Fabales, Fabaceae. The transcript has a single exon. The coding region runs from base 139 to 1557 and encodes 472 amino acids.